This is a messenger RNA of Fulvia fulva, 816 nucleotides long. RefSeq lists its product as uncharacterized. The record is from RefSeq and is a predicted model, not a curated record. The coding region runs from base 1 to 816 and encodes 271 amino acids. Lineage: Eukaryota; Fungi; Ascomycota; Dothideomycetes; Mycosphaerellales; Mycosphaerellaceae. The transcript has 2 exons.
AUGGCCGACGCCUGUGCAACCUGUGCCUCAUUCUUUGGCCGAGCCUCAGAUCCGGCAUCCGAGAAAGCCCUGCUCCCAGGCCGAUACCCUGAAUGCUGCGGACGAUCGAUAUGUUCCCGAUGUUUGAACCAGAAUAACCGCUACGAGACAUAUUGUCCCUACUGUCAGAUCACAACAGAACCAUCGUUACUUCCUCAAGGUCUUAGAGAUCCACCAGCAUAUUCAUCCUUGGACGAUCGGACACCGCCACCCGUCCAACCUUCGCCACAAGAUGAUGAGCUCCCAGCAUAUUCAGAAUCGCAGUCGAACCAAGCACCAAGAGAAAAGAAGCAGCCGCACGAAGACGUCCUCCAUUUUCUGAAACCAGACGAUUCGCUACAUUCAUUAUCCUUAGCUUACGGCGUUCCCAUGCACGCACUACGCAAAGCGAACAACGUCUUCAGCGAUCACCUCAUCCAAGGCCGUAAGACUGUCAUAAUACCCGGCGAGUACUACUCCGGCGGUGUGUCUGUUUCACCGCAACCUUUGGAAUCCGAGGAAGAGGAAUUGAAGAAGAACAAGACGAGGCGGUGGAUGAUGGCUUGUAAGGUCGCUGAUGUACCUGUUCGUCUUAGGUAUGAUGUCGCAGUGCUGUAUUUGCAGCAAUCCGAGUGGAAUUUGGAGGCUGCGAUUGAGGCGUUUAGGGAGGAUGAACAGUGGGAGAUGGAGCAUCCGUUGGACGCAAAAGGGAAAGCAAAGGGAAAGAUACCCGCUAAGAAUGUGGGCAUGAGGAGGUUUGUGGGUGCUAGUACGAGUGUCAGCAGUAGUGUGAGAUGA